This is a messenger RNA of Danio aesculapii, 1574 nucleotides long. RefSeq names its product succinyl-CoA:glutarate-CoA transferase (gene sugct). The record is from RefSeq and is a predicted model, not a curated record. NCBI's taxonomy places the organism in Eukaryota, Metazoa, Chordata, Actinopteri, Cypriniformes, Danionidae. The coding region runs from base 19 to 1353 and encodes 444 amino acids. Gene Ontology annotation, molecular function: catalytic activity. The transcript is spliced from 14 exons.
CGUAAACCUUGAGUCAACAUGUCGGGAAGCGCUGUUAUUAGAGUUUUAUCUCAUCUAAACAGAACAUCACAAUUUCUACAAGCGAAAAAGACGAACUGUGUGAAUAUAAGACGACCAUUCACUGCAAAGCUGCAAGGUGAAGGUCGGAUCAGACCACUAGAUGGCGUUAAAGUCUUAGAUCUGACAAGAGUUUUGGCUGGACCUUUUGCUACUAUGAUAUUAGGAGAUUUAGGAGCAGAAGUGAUCAAGGUUGAGCGACCAGGCUCUGGAGACGAUACAAGAGCUUGGGGCCCUCCGUUUCUGGGUGAAGAGAGUGCAUAUUUUCUCAGUGUAAACAGGAACAAAAAGAGCAUUGCUGUUAAUCUUAAAGAUCCAAAGGGGAUCAAAGUUGUAACUGAGCUUGCCAAAAUCUGUGAUGUUCUGCUGGAGAAUUAUUUGCCCGGGAAGCUGGGAGAGAUGGGACUCGGCUACGAGGAGUUGAGGAAAGUGGCGCCGCGGCUCAUCUAUUGCUCUAUAACAGGGUAUGGACAGACAGGGCCCGAGUCACACAAGCCUGGAUAUGAUUCCAUUGCCUGUGCGGUUUCUGGUAUGAUGCACAUCACUGGUCCUGAGGAUGGGGAUCCGGUCAGACCAGGUGUCGCUAUGACUGAUCUGGCCACUGGUUUAUACACUCACGGAGCCGUAAUGGCAGCUUUGCUUCAGAGGCAGAAAACAGGACGAGGCCUUCAUAUAGACUGCAAUCUUCUGUCUUCACAGGUUGCUUGUCUAACUCACAUCGCUGCAAAUUACCUCAAUGCUGGGAUUGAAGCCAGACGGUGGGGAACUGCUCACGGGAGUAUCGUGCCUUAUCAGGGUUUCAAGACCAAAGAUGGAUAUCUGGUUGUGGCAGCGGGAAACGACCAGCAAUUUGUAAAAGUGUGCAAAGUUGUGAGCAGGAAUGAUUUGGCAGAAAACCCAAAGUACAGAAGCAACAUGUUAAGAGUGAAGCACCGCAGAGAACUGCUGCAGAUCCUGAGCGAGAGGUUCAUCGAAGAGACGACUGGAGAAUGGCUGCGGCGUUUCGAGGGCUCCGGCGUUCCCUGUGGACCCAUCAACAACAUCCAGCAGGUGUUCGAAAAUCCUCAGGUUGCUCACAAUGGCCUUAUUUUGGAAAUGGACCACCCAACAUCAGGAAGGAUCGCGGUGCCAGGUCCUGCCGUGCGCUUCAGUAGUUUUGAGCAGGUCGGUGCGAUGCCCCCUCCAGUGAUCGGCCAGCACACAGUCCAGAUUCUCAGACACACACUGGGAUACGGAGAUGAGGAGAUUGAGCAGCUUCUGGCCUCUCGGACCGUCACGCAGAAUGAGGUGCACUAACUGACUGAGAUCAGCCGAAAACACUGCCUGGUUUAAAAUAUAAUGUGAAUAAUAAUAAUAAUGUGAAUAAUCGUCCAUCAGAAAGAAAACUGCAUAUUUGCAAGUAAUGACAGCAGAUGAUUUUACUCUUUACUUCUGCUCACAAAUAUAAUGAUCAAUUCUAUAUGUAUAAUCAAAUGGAAAUACUUAGUAUUUAUAUACAUGUAUAUGUUUAAAAUCAA